CGCACGUGAUGUUUCGCUCUCGACUAGCUUCCUGGUUUCCAGCUGCCCUACAUUCAUAGUAUGCAGAAGUGAAUUUCCAGAUUUGUUACUAAACAUAAACUGUUUGUUGAUGGUUAUUGUGACCGAGAUGAAGUAUUUGGGGUUCGUUUUGUGCCUGUGUGUCGGUGCGUUGGGAGGGAAAUAUUCACGCGAAAUUAAUGAACAGGAUGCCUCUGUAGAUGGAAAGAAUCCGAUAGAAUUCCGAAUUGCAAAACUGAAUCAGGUCUGGGAGAAAGCUAUCCGGAUGCAAAUGCCGCCGGUACGACAGGCCGAGCUCCACAGCGAUCUGAAGAUCCAGGAGAAGGACGAGCUUCAGUGGAAGAAGCACAAAGCCGAGGGGUUGGACGAGAACGGAGAGAGAGAGGCAAAGCUACGGCGAAAUUUUAACGUAAUUCUUGCUAAGUAUGGCAUGGAUGGUAAAAAAGACACCAGGACAUUGGAGAACAACAACUUGAAGGACCAUGACAUUAGAGAGGGAGAUGUGUUUGAAGACCCAAGGCUGGACAAACUGUGGAACAAAGCAAAAUCAUCUGGAAAGUUCUCUGAAGAUGAGCUCCAAAGUUUACGCAGAGAGUUCCAGCAUCACAAGGACAAGAUCCACGACUACAACAUCUUUAUGGAUACUGUCACCAGGACUGAAGAGAUACAUAAGAACGUUAUCUCACCCCUGGAGGGGGACGUGAAGGAGCAUGCGGUGCAUCAAAAGCACACAGAGCUGAAACAGAAAAUGAGAGAGCUGAACAACGGCUUUGAGCGCCUGCGCAAGAUCAGCCACGAGGGCUUCAGUGAAGACAGCGAGUUCCGGGAGCCCAGAGUUAUUGAGCUGUGGGAGAUGGCAAGGACAGCCAAUCUCACGGAAGAUGAACUGGACUCACUGAAGGAAGAGCUGAAACACUUUGAGACAAAGGUGGAGAAGCACCAGCAUUACCAGGAGCAGCUAGAGCUCUCCCACCAGAAGCUCCAGCAUGUGGAGGCGCUGGGGGACAAGGAGCACAUCAUGCGCAACAAGGAGAAGUACAACUCCCUCGCCGAGAAGACCAGGGAGAUGGGCUACAAGAUGAAGAAACACAUGCAGGACUUGACCAAUAAGAUCUCCCCCGAUGGUCUCCCGCACAACGAACUUUAAGCUCCCUUUUGUUUUCUGUUUCCAUGGCAACAGAAGAGUUGACUCAUUUUUCUCCGCAUCUGUAAUUAUUUUUCCGCCUUUAUGUACAUAGCUCAUCUGAAAUGUAAAGAUUUUCCACUUUUAUAGAGAAAUGAUUCAGUGGUAUUUUAUAGUCAUCAUUCUGUUGUUAUGCCAUUGUUGCCUGUCAAAACAUAAGGGUGUGUCUGUGACAUUCUUUUUGUCGUCCAGAAAGUCAUUGUUUUAAUCUCAUAAUUGUUUCAAGGAUAGAAGCACAUGCAUAUCAUGUAAACACGUGAAGGGGCAUGAAAGAUUGUACAAAUUAUGUAAAGAUCUAAUUGUAAUGGUUAUUGUGCGGUACGCGUCACUGGUUUUUUUGCCUAAUUCUUGCCUAACCUCACACUGUUUUGUAGAUUCAGUCAUUCCAUCUUUUGCACUAUGAAGUCAAUCAGGAUCCAAUAAUAUGAUUGGUGUUUAUCUUCACUGUCCUCUUUUGUCUACUUUUUUUGUCUUGUCUACUUUCUUUCAGAAGAUGUGCACUGCAGUCCGCUCAAUAAAACCUAGUCCAAUCAGUUGGCAGUGCAGGUUGAGGUUGCUCUUUGAAAGACCUACCUACCUCUACCUUCCCUCUUUUAAAGGGUAGACUCACUCCUGUAGGAUUCCUUUUGGUCUUCAAAUAGAAUAUAGGGUAAGACUGAAGUGCUUCACCGUUCGAUUCCGUCUUCAAAUAGAAUAUAGGGUAAGACUGAAGUGCUUCACCGUUCGAUUCCUCAGGCCUUCUGGCCUUCUGCCAAGGGAAAACAUUUAUUGAGAAGGUGACCACAUUGAGAUGCAGCCCCUUUUCAUUUUCGGUAGGAACGAAUUAGCUUUUGAGGGAGGCACCAUGGUUGUAGUCACCCAGACUUAUUUGAACCCACCUUUUGGAUCUAUUAUUUAAGCCCAGUGCCCUUAGACCUAUCAUCAAGCUCUUGGCUGCCUGUGCAGUGCAGUGCAGUUUUUCUCAUCACCAUUCCCUAGACUUAUUGGGAACCUGAAGUGCAAAUAAUUUGAACAUCUCUUAUGCACAUGCCUACUGUUAUAUUUGGUCAAGUACAUUAUUCCAUUGAUAUCCAUAGAGGAAGAAAAAAAAAAAUAAUAAAAAAUCUCAACAGUC
Molecule: messenger RNA, 2315 nt
Organism: Clupea harengus (Atlantic herring)
Lineage: Eukaryota; Metazoa; Chordata; Actinopteri; Clupeiformes; Clupeidae
Gene: lrpap1
Product: low density lipoprotein receptor-related protein associated protein 1
Biological process (GO): negative regulation of receptor internalization; negative regulation of very-low-density lipoprotein particle clearance
Cellular component (GO): cis-Golgi network; rough endoplasmic reticulum lumen; endoplasmic reticulum-Golgi intermediate compartment
Molecular function (GO): receptor antagonist activity; heparin binding; very-low-density lipoprotein particle receptor binding
Source: RefSeq, a predicted model, not a curated record